Molecule: messenger RNA, 867 nt
Organism: Entamoeba dispar SAW760
Lineage: Eukaryota; Evosea; Mastigamoebida; Endamoebidae
Exons: 1
Coding region: 1-867 (288 amino acids)
Source: RefSeq, a predicted model, not a curated record
AUGUCCAUUUUUGAAGGAGUAAGCUUUGAACCCUCAGAACAUGAAAAAAGAGAAAAUGCAUUAAAAGAAAUUAAAGGAAUGAUUUUAGAAUUAGAGAAGGAGGUUAGUGAUAAAACCGAAAAGGAACAAGAAAUAGAAGAAAAAUUAAACACAAUUGCUACUAAAGAAGAAAUAGAUAAAUGGAAAAAAGAAAUUUCAGAUUUUGAAUGUCCUUCUAAUACUGAACAAGAAUUAACUGUUGUGAAUGACGUUAUUAAAAACAUCAAUUAUUUUAAAAGAUGUCUUAGCUUAAAAACAAGUGAAGAAAGAAAAAAAGUGAUAACCGAAUUAAAAGAAAAAAAGAAAACAUUAAAAAUUGCUGAAGUAGUUUAUAAUGAAUUACAAAAUCAAGAAAAAGAAGAAUUAGAAAAUAAAAUUAAAGAAGCAGUUAAUGUUAAUGAAAAUAGUAUUAUUUUAAAGAAAGUUAAAGGUGAUAUUUCGUUCUAUAAAUGUGUAUGGCAGUGUAUUAUUAAUUCAAGACUAAAUGAAGGAAAUGAAAUUGUAGUUAUAGAAGAAUCUCAAUUCAUUAAAAUUUGUAUUGGAACUCCAGUUGAGUCUUUUGAUGAUUUUGUUUCUUAUUUAAAGACGUUACUUAAAAUGAUUCAAAAUAUUAUUGAUUUUUACCAAAUGCCGGAUGAUGCAGUGAUUGAUGCUGCAUCACAAUUUGUUCCAAUUUUAUCAAAAGCACGAAGUGGGUGUAACGAAAGUGAGUUUGAUAAAGAGUGGAAUGACGAAAUAAUUACUGAUGUGUUUAAAAAGGAAACUAAUGGAUUGGUAUGGAAGAAGAUUAUUUAUAUGUUAUUAUUCGAGAGAAAUCUUGGUGAUUAA